GCCUCGUUCCGCCAUUUUAGUCCGCUCUCUCCGGCGGAUCCGGCGCGUUUCUCUCUCCCCUGAACCCCUAAACCCGCUCCGCCGCCGCUCCGCCGGGCGAACAGCUUCGUCUCCACUUUACUGUCAGAGCAGUGAAUACGAUGCCGAGCCAGCCGCUGCGCGUGGCGGUCGUUUGCUCCAGUAACCAGAACCGCAGCAUGGAGGCUCACAACAUCCUGAGCAAGCGCGGCUUUGACGUGCGAUCGUUCGGGACGGGAACCCACGUGAAACUCCCUGGGCCGGCUCCGGACAAGCCAAACGUGUACGACUUCAAAACCACAUACGAACAGAUGUACAGCGACCUGGUCCGAAAAGACAAGGAACUAUACACACAGAACGGUAUUCUGCACAUGCUGGAGCGGAAUAAGCGCAUUAAGCCGAGGCCGGAGCGGUUCCAGAGCUGCAAAGAGCAGUUUGAUUUGGUCAUCACAUGCGAGGAGAGGGUGUAUGACCAGGUGGUGGAAGAUCUGAACUCUCGGGAGCAGGAGACGUUCCAGCCCGUACACGUCAUUAACGUAGACAUACAGGACAACCAUGAGGAGGCCACACUCGGAGCGUUCCUCAUCUGUGAGCUCUGCCAAUGUAUCCAGCACACUGACGAUAUGGAGAACGAAAUAGAUGAGCUGCUGCAGGAGUUUGAGGACAAGAGCAGUCGUCCGUUCCUCCACACGGUCUGCUUCUACUGACCGCUUCAUAAUCUCACGCACACACACACACAUAUAUGCACAUAAGAGCCCCUGCGGAACAUAAACGACAUGCGUAGACAUAAGAAGACGCUCAGAGUCUCCUGGUCUGAACGUCACCUGUGCUGGUCUGGUCACUCAGUCCAGAGACUUCAGGCUCACCGCUGUUGAGUCCAGUUUAGACUUUAACUGCUACCGUGGCCACCUGGGGCCGUUUCAUACAGCAGGGUUUCUCAGUUCUCUGGAUAUUUGGAGCCUAAGCGAGGAGUAGAAGAGCUGAGGGUGUUUUUAAAUAAUUACAGUAACAGUGGCGACUUUAUUUAUAUGCACAGCCGUACAUGCAUCUCAAACUGCUUCGCUCGGUAUGAAAUAAUGUAAAUAAGGACGAGUGGCAGAAUGCUUCAGCAUCAAAAUAAACAAGCACCCUGGACGGUCCUCCCUUCUGGCUUUCUGAGAAACCCUGCUGUGUUGAAUGUGACCUGUUCUGUGGGGUGUUGGACAAAGCAGGACGAGUCAGUUAGCUGGUAGUUUAAGCCAGAAGUCAGGAGCGGCCAACAGGAGAAGAGCUGAGCACCGACUGUAGUUGGUCAGAGCUCAGUUUAGGAUCGUUCAGCCGGCUGUGAAAUCCUUUGUGAAUUGUGCCCUGAAAUAGUACAGCCAGCCCUACAUUCUCACACAGCCGGUCACACAAACACACUGACACCGUUCAGAAGCCUGCGCGCGCACACACACACACACACACACACACACACACAUAUGCACGCACACACAAAAAAAUCAUGUUUUUUUUUCCUUUAUGUCCCCAAACCUAGAGCUGCCAUUCUGACCCAGCGUGUAGACGAGGCAGUCGUGAGGAUAAAUGCCAUGUUUUGUUGAUUUUUCUAACGUCCUCUACAGAGAACACGCUUAAAAUAAGGCGUUUAAUUCGCAACGUCUAAUAAAACACAAGAAUUUUUAUAUUUUAGGUCCCCCCCCCCCCAGAAUGUCAAAUUGAGCAGAUUUCUAUUAAUAUAAUAUGAACAGUAAAUGUGUGUUAGGAUGUGCAGGAGGCCUCUGUAGAGGGCGUGUUUACUUAUUCACGCGUAGCGAUUAACAGCAAUGUGGUUUAUCUGGGGCGCCCAGACUUCUGCACACGACGGUGUGAUAGAUUCUUCUGUUAAACGUAUUUCCUGCGUCUGAGUGGGCGGUUUCCUAGCCCCCCCUGCUCCUCGGGGGGGUCGCAGUGUCCGAGUGAACCAGUGUGUUAAAAACAUGUUUCUACUUGAAUGAUGAUGAUGAUGAUGAUGAUGGUUUCUCUGUAAUUCCUAAUUUUGUUUAUAGUUAUUUAAACCUUCUUUGACUUGGAAAAUAUUCAGGAUGUCUUUGUUUUUUUGUAAAUUGGAAGCGAGCCUCGUUAAGCGAAGCGCCAGUCCGGAGUGCCUGAUCUUUGUGUAAAUACUGUGCUGAAAAUAUAAAAAUAAACCUCUGAAAAUCAACA
Pygocentrus nattereri (red-bellied piranha) is the source of this 2199-nucleotide messenger RNA. It is a transcript of the gene ssu72, whose product is annotated as SSU72 homolog, RNA polymerase II CTD phosphatase. Gene Ontology annotation, cellular component: nucleus; mRNA cleavage and polyadenylation specificity factor complex. The coding region runs from base 141 to 725 and encodes 194 amino acids. Lineage: Eukaryota; Metazoa; Chordata; Actinopteri; Characiformes; Serrasalmidae. Gene Ontology annotation, molecular function: RNA polymerase II CTD heptapeptide repeat phosphatase activity. The record is from RefSeq and is a predicted model, not a curated record. Gene Ontology annotation, biological process: termination of RNA polymerase II transcription. The transcript has 5 exons.